Molecule: messenger RNA, 1707 nt
Organism: Dothidotthia symphoricarpi CBS 119687
Lineage: Eukaryota; Fungi; Ascomycota; Dothideomycetes; Pleosporales; Dothidotthiaceae
Exons: 4
Coding region: 221-1486 (421 amino acids)
Source: RefSeq, a predicted model, not a curated record
CGCAGACCAGAAUUAACGACAAAACCCAGUAGCAAUCAAUUUCCAGCAGACAUACAACAAAAUAUAAAACGCGCUGUAUCAAGCAGGCAGAUCGCUCUAAGUCACGAAAACAACGCGCUUUCAUCCACGCGUAAAUUCGCGACCAACUCAACAUACUCUUCUCAGCUACUAUUAUCAGUGAACACUGUUUCCUAUAGUUCGAUUUCAAGUAUCAUCAGCGAUGGAUUCCAAAAAGAGAAAGUCGACCGCGUCACCCUCCACAAGCAAAGCUCCAUCGAAGAGGCGACAGAACGCGCAUCGUCAAGGCAAAGCAGUUCCUACAUCGGCCUCUACCAACUUGCCGGUCGCGCAGGCCGUUGAACCGGCAAAGCACUCUUCCCAAACGCGUGUUAUUAAGCAACCAAAAUCCAGGAAGAAGCCUCAGAAAGUUAAAGAACCAGUUGCGACACAGGCUAUCAAUGUGUUCCGACGAGGUCGAGGUCGAGAUCCAAGGUUCAACAGCCGCCCAACGAGUCGUCAGGAUGUCCAGUUGCGGUUCUCAUUCAGCAACUCUCCCUCCAAUGAUAAACAUGCUAUGAAACCAUUGAAGACUCAUCACCGUACACCAUCCAAGCGAAAAGUCCCCACAGAUCCCGCCGGUUCCUCUUUGCCUCCCAAAAAGUCACCAGCACGGCCUCAUGGAACAGUAGCGCCAGAUGCAGCGCUAACCUCCACUUUCACCGGACUUCUCGUCACAGCCGACAAAGAUAAUAUUACCAAGCACACGCAACAAGUACCCCUCAAAGCACCCCACGACUCACCCCCCACCACCACGGAAACACAUGGCAUCCCCGACCCCUCCGUCUUCACCAGACCGUCUAAAAGCCGCGAGGGCUACGGCUUCAGCUACUCCGAAUCUCUCUGGUGCGACUCGGACGAGUACCCCGACACGGAAUGCGACUGGGACGCUUCGGACACGGAAUCCGACGACAUGGACCCUGAUUCCGGACCCCCCAUCUUCAUUGAGCCAAACAGCUCUUUCGACGACAUGGUCGUGAUGCGCGACGUGGGCUCCUUCCACAUCGCCAAGCCCCAGAAAGCACUGCCCUGCACCCAAGCCACACGCGAGGACACGAUCCGCUUGAAGAUGCAGGCCAAGGUUCUGUUCAAGUGGCGCGAGAGCGGGGACGUGUAUGCGCAACUCACCAGCAGGUUGGAACGCAUGAUUUACGGGGAGAUGGAGAAGCUGGAGCGUGGUGUGGAGGGUAGUGGAGAGAGCUUAGCUAGCGGGAAGACGUACCAGAUGCCCAGUAUGACGGACUGUGCGGUUAGGUUGCGCGACUUCUUGCUGCGGAUUAGGGAUGAGCGUGUGGAGACUGGGGAGAGUCGACGGUUUGUCGAGCAUGAGAUUGAGUGGGUUGGGUGGCUGGUUGAGGCGAGUCGCGUGGGGGUCAUGCAUUUGAAGACUGUGGGGUGUAGGUGUCGGCCGGAUUGGGAGGAGGAGUAGCGGUAGAGAUGGGGAUGUAGGUCUUUAGUGGACUUUGGUGGGGUGGUAGAAAUGAGUGUAUUCACUACGGCUGUUUUGAGGGUCCGGAAUGACGGCUGGCUGCAUAUGCGAAAGACUAGUGAACGGGGUAUGCAGAUCUCCCGCCUGCUAUAACCCUCUUCUAUCAUUGGUCGGCGAUGGUCUUGAUAUCAAUCGAAGUGCACUUACAUGCUUCUACUCCA